UUAAACCCCAUCUCUCCUCCUCAAGCAGCAGACCGAGCCUAUUGCAGCUUUAAAUAGUCCAGCAUUCCUUGCGGUGUCCCAGUUCCUCUGUCAUGGAUUCACCAGGAAUGGGGAGAGGGUCGUUUUCCGCAGUAUAAUGGAAACACCGCAAGGGCUGCAGCACAGGACAACUUAAAACUUUCCGGAGACGAACCGAAGGUAAGGUAGCUGACAGGACCAGUCCCCUACGCCGCCAUCAGAGGAGCCAUCCUACCAUGGGCCCCGUCAUGGACUGGUGACAUGGAGCUGAAGGUUUGGGUGGACGGGGUGCAGAGGGUGGUCUGCGGGGUCACCGAGGCCACCUCCUGCCACGACGUGGUCAUCGCCCUCGCCCAGGCCAUAGGCCGCACUGGGAGAUACACUCUAGUGGAGAAGUGGAGGGACUCCGAGCGCCUGCUGGCCCCCCACGAGAGCCCCGUGUCCUCCCUCAACACCUGGGGCCAGUAUGCCGGGGACGUCCAGCUCAUCCUGCUCCGCACGGGGCCCUCCCUCACAGAGCGGGGCCCCUCAGAAGGCCCCCUUCUGAGGGGCCCCGAGCGGGGGCCGCUCCGCCAGAGCCUCCCGCCGCUGGCUAAGCUCCGCCCCCCCAACGAGCGCUCCAUGCGCCGCCGCGAGCCGCGCCGCAAGUCGCUGACCUUCAGCGGGGGCCCCAGGGGCCUGAGAGACAUCCUGAGUGGAGGCAGGCCCGGGGAGGCGGAGGCCAAGAGGAGGCUGCUCCUGGGGGCCGGCGGCGGCGGGGGCCAGCCGCAGACGGCCGGGCCCCUGGGGGCCCUCUGGGCCUGCCGCGUGGAGGAGCUGGUGCGGCUGGUGGGGCUCCAGGGGGAGACGCUGGGCCGGCUGGAGCAGAGGCUGGCCUCCCACGAGGCGGAGCUCCAGGGCUGGGGGGAGCGAGGGGGCCACGGCGGGGACAGAGACGGUGGAGGAGGGCUGACGGAGGAGAUCCUGAGGCUGGAGAGACGUCUGAGGAAGAACAAGGUGGAGGUGGAGGAGGAGGACUUCUGGGCGAGCGAGCUGCAGAUUGAGCUGGAGAACGAGCGGCAGCUGGAGGAGCGGCUGCAGGAGCUGCGGCGGCGGCUGCUGGGCUGUGAGCGGGACGUGGGGGAGAAGAUGGGGCUGGUGGGGUGUGUUGAAGCCGGCCUGGAGGAGGAGAGGCAGCAGCGGGAGCGGCAGGAGAGCCAGAGGCUGAGCGAGGCCGAGGCCCGGGCCCAGGCCCUCAGGGCCCGCGCCGACCUCAAGGCCCAGGACCGCCAGGCCCUCCAGCUGGAGAGCAGCUGCCGCGCGGUGGACCGCUCUCUGGGCCAGAGCAGCAGGAGGCUCCAGGACAUGCAGCAGGACCUGGAGCAGCUCACCAAGGAGCUGCGGCAGGUCAACCUGCAGCAGUUCAUCCAGCAGACGGGCACCAAGGUCACCGUGCUGCCAGCGGAGCCUGGGGACCCACCGGCCCCCGGGAGCCUGCCGGGCCCCGGCGACCCACCCGACCCCCCGGCCCCCGGCCACAGCAUCGAGUUGGGAGCUCUCUGUGGUUCCCUGAAGCGUCCCUUGUACUCCCACCCGGUACCCGGUCGCCUCCGGGUCCUGCACAGCCCUCUGAAGUCUGGUCUGAACCCCGAAGGGAUCUAUGUCUGAGGCCCGGCCCGCUGUGGGUGGGAACAGCAUCUGCCCGCGUCUCUUCUCAACUCCCCCAAUGCCAGAACCCCUUACGAGACUCUUGGUCCAACAUACCUCAGUCCCUCUCCUAUGCACCGAUCUGCUCCCUCAGCCCCUCAUGCCCCUACCCACUGGGACCUGGAACAGGCUCAGCUGAUGAAGGGUAGGCUGAUGUUUUAUGAAAGCUCCUCCGCAGGGGGGUUAGAAAACAACCGCAUGACGAUGAGACGGCAGUGCUCUGCAUUGCUUUGACCGCAGCAUGAAUGUGUAUCUCUUGGAAGUGUGUGUUUUGGAGUUGCGCCGGCUUUCCAAACUUUUCCACACGCCGUAGUUCCCAGUGGCGGUUUUAGGCACGGUCGAAACGGCAUUAUUUCAUGACACAAGCACUUAAAAAACAUAUUAUCAUGCGCCGCAAAGCGGUUUCCUAUGAUCUAUCAUAUCACUGUGUUGGGAAUUGGCAUAUUGGUGCCCCCUCCGUUUGCAGGCGGCCCUGCUUGCUGAGAAGGUGCCGUGCACAGCAGCUGUGUGAUAAGGAGAAGGGGGUGCGGGGGACAUGUCACCACUGCGUCUUCCCAAAUGGAACAGACAUGGGGGGGAACGGGGGAUCCACUGUCCGCGGAUUGAAAUCCUUAUUGAAGCCUGCAGGGUUAUGCGUUAACCAUACGGAGGAACGCGAUCGCUGAGCUGCCCUGCCCCAACAUUGCAUGAGACUUUAAACUCAUUUACAAUCGCCGCCCACCAUUAUCCGAAAUUUGAUGUCAACAGACCAAAAAUAGUCGGAAAGCCUACAGAAACUAUAGAUAGUUAAUGUGACAAUCACAUUAUUAAAAAAUACUUACAAUGAUUUACUAACUAACUAUUUUUUGGGAGCAUGCUUUUGCAAAUAGUUUGCCGCCCCACCUGCCCAUAUGGACGGCACGCGUCAAGUAGGCCUCGAAUUUCUUGCAAUUGCGAAAUAUAAGUUUGGGGGCUGCUCGAAGGGGGUCUACCCCGGGGGGGUUCAAUGUAGAACCGCCACUGGUUCCUGUCGGCCCCCUGGUGUGUCUGCUGAACGGCCGGCACGGGGCCACGCCUGCAUGGUCAAUCUAAACCUAUCCGCGAAUAGCAAGCGGUAGCAAGCCAACCAGGAUGUUUCUGUAUUGUAGAAGGAGCGAUGCCACCAAGGACAUUAUUGACUAGGACCAGUUACCUAUGCACAAAUGGCAAAUAGUUUGGUUACUGAGGAAAACUAUUAUUUCCAAUUGAAGUACCAGAAUUCUUGUUUACUUUUUUUAUCCAAGUUUUAUCCACAUUCACAUUUAUUUAGCCAAAUACUAUGUUAUGAAGCAAUGCAUUUACAAUGAAAUGUAUAGCUAUACAAUGUCUUUAGUAUCUCCUGCAAUUAAACUGUGUUAUUAUUUUUGAAGAUAACUCUAUGGUUUAUUUUAGCCAUUUUUAUUCUUGUUAAUCUGUGAAGAUGGUUCGCCAAAGACUAUAUGGGCUUGUUGCAUGUGUUGUUGAUGUGGCCAUAUUUGGAUGUUCCUAGAGCAACUGUACCUUCAACGUUAGAUGUUAAACCUGAAGGUGUGUGUGUGUGUGUGUGUGUGUGUGGUUUUAAGAAGUGACUAAGCAGCUAUUAAGUAUAAACACAAGUGCCUUAUUUUCAAUGUAGAGAGUGAAAACCGUUGUACUUCAUAUAUAUAGACAAAGCACAUGUCUAUCACAGAUGCUUGUAUCAGAUACAUGAUUGUUUCCAAAAUGUAAGUAAGCGAUGACAUAAAGCAUACAAACAAAGGGAUGAUCUCACAGCAGUAUUAUUCAGAAGAAUCCGUUCACAGCCUUGCACUCCACAAAGGUUAGCCAGCUUAUGACGUCCCUUUCCAACUGGUUAAGAUUGUUCCUAUGAUAAGUGCUGCCACACUGAAUUGACAUAUACUACACCUUGAUGUCAUCGUAGCGUAACACUCUGGUCCCUCCGGACGGGGCACCACAGGGAUGCCCCGCUGUGGGGGUCCGGGUGGGGCACCACAGUGUGGCCCUGCCGUGGGGGUCCGGAUGGGGCACCACAUUGGAUGUCCGGAUGGGGCACCCCAGCGUGGCCCUGCCAUGGGGGUCUGCUCCACGUCUUGUGCUCUCCUCCUGUAUGAUGUCAAAAUGUACAACUCUUGUUUCUUCUGCCUUAAUGUCCAGCAAAGUGUUGACCGGUGAUGGCUGAGUGCCUGCUGAUGUAACGAGGCAUGGUUUAAUAAAAAUGUUGUCAUCGACAAAUGCG
Molecule: messenger RNA, 3937 nt
Organism: Gadus morhua (Atlantic cod)
Lineage: Eukaryota; Metazoa; Chordata; Actinopteri; Gadiformes; Gadidae
Gene: rassf8a
Product: Ras association domain family member 8a
Exons: 6
Coding region: 280-1665 (461 amino acids)
Biological process (GO): signal transduction
Source: RefSeq, a predicted model, not a curated record